UCUCUGUCUGCCAGUCUGAUCUGAAUGUAACAGUCACCACACGGGAGGAAUAUAAUUUGUAAAGGCUUCAGUCUGCUGAAUGGUCUGCAUCCAUCUCAAAAUGGCUGUUAGGACUUUCUGGAAUAUUCUGCUGUAUGUUAUUUCAGUAGUUUCAUCAACCUACCCGAAGGAGCAAACCGUCGUUGGAAUCAUCGGAGAGCCCGUCCUUCUGCCUUGCGGUCACUCCAAAUUGUCAACUGGCAACUACCCAACAAAAACCCGAAUCUAUUGGCAAGAUUUAACCCCCAAAGUGCUGCAUGUUUUCAAUGAUGGAAAUGAAGAGUAUGACUACCAAGACCCUUUUUACACAAACAGAACAACAAUUAACAGAGAUCAGUUGGCUUCUGGAAAUCUGUCACUCCUGCUCAACCCAGUAAAUGUCCCAGACAAUCGCCUGACCUGCCGUGUCAUUCUAAUAAUAAAUGGUGUAAAAUCAGAAGUGUGCCAAAUCACUCUCAAUGCAGCAGCGAGAUACCAGAAGCCCAAUUUGACAGUAAACUCCACAGACAUGACGCUGGUGUGCACCACUCGUGGAGGCUUCCCCGAAGCCCAGAUGACGUGGAGGACCCAUAACCGUACUCUGGGCCCUCAGGAGGCUGUCACCAAGACCACCCAGGAUCCCGGAACGAGAACCUACAGCAUCAGCAGCCGAGUGAAUGGGACAGAGGGACAAAAUAUGACCUGCAGUGUCCACAACCCCACCCUCAACGAGAUCCAGAGUACCUCUAUCGUCAUACCCGAAAAGGAAAACCUUUCACUGGGAAUUAGCCUGGCAGUUUGUGCGUCCGUCAUCAUAUCGUUGAUUGUGGUCAUUCUCUGUAUAAAAUACCUCAACUUCAUGAAGCCACUGAGAAAGAUGAUCCAUUGCUGUCCACAAUCUGAUCCUGAACACCCUCCACAAGAACCAGAAAUUGAGGAACUGAAUCCACAACAGUAGCGAUCAACUCCCAAGCUCCUCCAGUGGUGAGGAAGAGGACCAGUAACUGUGUUGCUGGUGCACAUUAUUUUGAGCAACCAGCCAUGGCUGGACAAAAUGAGGACGUUGGUAAUGUAGAAAUAUUGAGAGGCAUGCUGCUACCAACAAUCUUGCAUUGAAGCUGAUCUGUGAUGCUAGUAAUCUAUUUGCAAUAAUCCAGCAUUUAGGUCCAGGUGUUUAUACAAAAUAUUUUACUUUAUCUAAGGACGGAUCAAAUUGAGAAGCUAAGAUGUAGGACUCACUUGAAGAAAAUAACAGACAGUUACAGUCAAUAUCAAUUAAAAGACACAAAAGGUGUACUUGGAUAGUGAACCUGUAACUGAACCUGAAUGUGUUGCGUUAUAACGAAAGUGUUUUUGUCAUAAUGUGUUUUAGUAUUUUCUAUAUGUCCCAACAGACACAUAGACAAUGAAUAAAGAAACAAUCACACCUCAUUCAAACUCAGAUAGGUAUGGAUAGAGAUCACAGGAGGCUGGUGGCACCUUAAUUAGGGAGGACGGGCUCGUGGUAAUGGCUGGAGCGG
Molecule: messenger RNA, 1538 nt
Organism: Coregonus clupeaformis (lake whitefish)
Lineage: Eukaryota; Metazoa; Chordata; Actinopteri; Salmoniformes; Salmonidae
Product: selection and upkeep of intraepithelial T-cells protein 9-like
Exons: 7
Coding region: 80-976 (298 amino acids)
Biological process (GO): regulation of cytokine production; T cell costimulation; negative regulation of T cell proliferation
Cellular component (GO): external side of plasma membrane
Molecular function (GO): signaling receptor binding
Source: RefSeq, a predicted model, not a curated record